CCCCCUCAGCUACCUGUAAAUCUGCGAUGCCAUCUUCCAACAAUUGGACGAGACAGGCGGCCGCUGGAGCUAAAGGACAAAAAUAAUAAUAAUACAAAAAGCGAAAUCUUUUAUCCUUUUUGCUGAAUAUUUUAGAUUUUCGCCGUGAGGAGCGCAUUCAACAGUGCGAAGGAUAAGAGGAGCUGCUGAAAGCUGCGCCGUCAAACAAGGUGGAGGAGUGAGUGAAUCAUCGACUGACGAGGACAGCGCUCCUUUUUUCUUUUUAUCUGUGAUAAUAAUAAGCAAACAGAUCAGAAAUAUAGGGAACACUACGUUUUUUGGACCACGGAGAUUAUGUGAUUUUUACGCACAGAUCAAACGGAUGACGCGCAACUCAAGCCUUGGACGCGAUUCUUGAGGCGCACCUUGCUUUCAGAAGUUUCUUGUUAUUCCCCGUCUCUCUGCCGUCCACCUAACUUUAAAUAACCUUCCUCCUUUUGUGAAUGCAGACAAGAGGUAGCGGGAACGGUGAGCAAGGCGCGGUAAUCAAACAUGCCUGAGCCGUUGUGGCAUCAGGGGGCGCUGGCUGGAGCUCCCCGAAGCGCCUGACUCUCUCUCUCUCUCUCCAUCCGAGUUGAUUUGUUUGCUCCGAGGGGCCGGUAGGUGACCAGAAGUCCGUGAUGGCAAAGAAAGGAGAGAAAUACAGCCCGGACUCCUCGAUCCACAUAUCCAAGAUGAAUGUGGUCAUCCCGUUCUCGCCCGACGUGCCCUGUGACAGCAGCGGUCAGCGGAUGUGGUGGGCUUUCCUCGCCUCCUCCAUGGUCACUUUCUUCGGGGGGCUCUUCAUUAUCCUCCUGUGGAGGACCCUAAAGUACCUGUGGACCGUGUGCUGUCACUGUAACGCCAAGAAGAAGGUCGUACACCGGAUCACGACGGGCGAUGGCAUUAAGCGUACAGACAAAGAGGACGCUGCGGCGAGCGAGGUGGGCUGGAUGACGUCGGUGAAAGACUGGGCCGGAGUCAUGAUAUCCGCCCAGACGCUGACGGGAAGAGUCCUGGUAGUCCUCGUGUUCGUUCUCAGCAUUGGAGCCCUUGUUAUAUACUUCAUAGAUUCUUCUGAUCCCAUUGAAUCCUGCCAGAACUUCUACAAAGACUUCACCUUGCAGAUCGACAUGGCAUUCAACGUGUUCUUCUUGCUAUACUUCGGCCUGCGUUUUAUUGCUGCCAAUGACAAGCUAUGGUUCUGGCUGGAGGUGAACUCGGUGGUGGACUUCUUCACAGUUCCUCCGGUGUUCGUGUCGGUGUACCUAAACAGGAGCUGGCUGGGUUUGAGGUUUUUAAGAGCCUUAAGGUUGAUACAGUUCUCAGAAAUUUUACAGUUUUUGAAUAUUCUAAAGACAAGCAACUCCAUUAAGUUGGUGAACUUGUGUUCAAUCUUCAUAAGCACAUGGCUAACUGCAGCAGGCUUCAUUCAUUUGGUGGAAAACUCAGGGGAUCCUUGGGAAAACUUCCAAAAUUCCCAAACACUUUCCUACUGGGAAUGUGUCUACCUACUCAUGGUUACGAUGUCGACUGUUGGCUAUGGAGACGUUUAUGCAAAAACCACCCUUGGCCGCUUGUUUAUGGUCUUCUUUAUCCUUGGUGGUUUGGCCAUGUUUGCAAGCUACGUCCCUGAAAUCAUAGAGUUAAUAGGAAACCGCAAGAAAUAUGGUGGUUCCUAUAGUGCUGUUAAUGGGAGAAAGCACAUCGUGGUCUGUGGUCACAUAACGCUCGAGAGUGUGUCCAACUUCCUAAAAGACUUCCUACACAAGGACAGGGAUGAUGUCAAUGUAGAAAUUGUUUUUCUCCAUAAUAUUUCCCCUAAUCUUGAGCUGGAAGCCUUGUUCAAGCGUCAUUUUACCCAAGUAGAAUUUUACCAGGGGUCUGUCCUGAACCCACAUGACCUAGCCAGAGUGAAGAUUGAAUCAGCUGAUGCCUGCCUGAUCUUAGCGAACAAAUACUGUGCUGACCCAGAUGCCGAAGAUGCAUCCAACAUCAUGAGGGUAAUAUCUAUCAAAAACUACCAUCCAAAGAUCAGAAUAAUAACGCAGAUGCUGCAGUACCACAAUAAGGCUCACCUUCUGAACAUCCCAAGCUGGAACUGGAAGGAGGGGGAUGAUGCCAUUUGCCUUGCUGAGCUGAAACUCGGGUUCAUUGCCCAGAGCUGCCUAGCUCAAGGGCUCUCCACCAUGCUGGCCAACCUUUUCUCCAUGAGGUCCUUUAUCAAGAUUGAGGAGGACACAUGGCAGAAGUAUUACCUUGAAGGAGUAGCCAAUGAGAUGUACACAGAGUACCUGUCAAGUGCCUUUGUUGGGUUGUCCUUCCCAGUCAUCUGCGAACUCUGCUACGUGAAGCUGAAGCUACUCUUGAUAGCUAUAGAGUACAAGUCUGAUCAAAGGGAAAGCAGCACUUUGAUCAACCCUGGAAACCAUGUGAAAAUGCAGGAGGGAACCCUGGGCUUCUUCAUUGCAAGUGAUGCCAAAGAAGUAAAAAGGGCGCUGUUUUACUGCAAGGCCUGUCACGAUGAUAUAACAGAUCCCAAAAGAAUAAAGAAAUGUGGAUGCAAGAAAUCCAAGACACCCGCCUACAAGAGAAUGAGACUGGCAUGUUGCUUUGAUCGCAGGCGCUCAAAGUGGGAGCGCUCUUGCAUGCCGGUUAUAGUGCGUUGUAACUUGGACUCCCCUCAUCGGGACAUCCCACUCUCUGCUCUCUCUGUUAAUGAUUGCUCAGCCACUUUACGUGCCUCUAAAAAUAGCUAUAAUGGAUAUAUCAAAUCAAUUGAAGAGGACCAACAGACAGCUCUGUCACCCAAAAAGAAGCAGCGCAAUGGAGGCAUGAGAAAUUCUCCAAACUCCUCGCCCAAGAUAACAAGACACGACCCACUCCUCAUCCCAGGCAGUGAGCAGAUUGAGACCAUAGAUGAGAACAUAAAGAAAUACGACUCCACAGGGAUGUUUCAUUGGUGCCCGUCCAAAGAUAUUGAGAAGGUCAUCCUGACCCGCAGCGAAGCAGCUAUGACUGUUCUGAGUGGACAUGUGGUGGUGUGCAUCUUUGGAGAUGUGAAAUCAGCGCUGAUUGGUCUGCGAAACUUUGUCAUGCCCCUGAGAGCAAGCAACUUCCACUACCACGAGUUGAAACACAUUGUGUUUGUCGGUUCCCUUGAAUACCUGAAGCGCGAGUGGGAAACUCUACACAACUUCCCCAAAGUAUCCAUUCUGCCUGGCACACCGUUGAGCAGGGCUGAUCUGAGGGCUGUCAACAUCAACCUCUGUGACAUGUGUGUCAUCCUGUCAGCUAAUCAGAACAAUAUUGAUGAUGCAUCACUGCAGGACAAAGAGUGCAUCCUGGCGUCACUUAACAUCAAAUCCAUGCAGUUUGACGACAGCAUCGGGGUUUUGCAGGCCAAUUCUCAAGGCUUCACGCCACCAGGGAUGGACCGAUCCUCUCCUGAGAACAGCCCAGUCCACGGAUUAGUGCGGCAGACCUCUGUUACUACUGGUGCAAAUAUUCCCAUCAUAACAGAGCUUGCACCGUUAGCAAAGCAAGGCAAAAAAGUGCCUGUGAUUUCAUUCAGUCAGGAUAAAAGCAGUGGGACCAGCAUACAAAUGAUAACUGAGCUGGUUAAUGACUCGAAUGUUCAGUUUCUGGACCAAGAUGAUGACGACGAUCCAGACACAGAAUUAUACCUCACCCAGCCUUUUGCCUGUGGGACAGCAUUUGCAGUCAGUGUACUGGACUCCUUAAUGAGUGCGACAUACUUCAAUGAUAAUAUCCUCACCUUGAUCCGGACAUUGGUAACGGGUGGCGCCACGCCGGAGCUUGAGGGGCUGCUGGCUGAGGAGAAUGCAUUACGUGGUGGCUAUAGCACACCGCAGACCCUGGCAAACAGGGACAGGUGUCGCGUGGCACAGCUGGCCUUGUACGACGGGCCCUUUGCUGACCUCGGGGAUGGUGGGUGCUAUGGGGACCUAUUCUGUAAAGCCUUGAAAACAUACAACAUGUUGUGUUUUGGCAUCUAUCGCUUAAGGGAUGCACAUCUAAACACACAAAGCCAGUGUACCAAACGGUACGUCAUCACCAAUCCUCCAUAUGCAUUUGAACUCGUGCCCUCCGACCUCAUUUUCUGCCUGAUGCAGUUUGACCACAAUGCCGGUCAGUCACGGACCAGUCUUUCCCACUCUUCUCACUCCUCGCACUCUUCGAGCAAAAAGAGCUCUUCCGUCCACUCUAUCCAAACUACCAACCGCGCCAACCGAGUCAAAAGCAGGGAUUCACGAGACAAACAAAAUGCAACAAGGAUCAAUAGAGUUGGCCAAGAAAAGACACGGUUUACAGAUGAACCAGAGAAUACCCACCUGAGGACCAUACAGAUCAAUCCUGUGAAUACUCUCGCCAUCAAACCAGUCGGUCACAAUAAAUCCACCAGUAGCUUGAUCCCACCCAUCAGAGAAGCAGAGGAUGAGUGCUGAGCUCCGGACCUCACCCUGACACCUGGACAACUGGACCUCCAACAGGACAUAUUGAGUGGGUGUCAGUGUGGACCUUGGAUCAUUUAUCAGCAAGACAAACUGCUUUUCUUCCUUCAUCUUUGCAGCAAUGUAACAUCUGAGCUGAUGUAGAAACAUAAAGACAAUCCUAACCACCACUCAACUUUCAGUUUGCACAGCAGUGACCAGACUCCAUGACGGGGUUUUUUUUCUUUGCUUUUUCACUUUAUUUUGAGGAAUGAGGGUCACUUGAGCAAGAGCAUAACCAUAGGCAAUUAUAAGCCCUGCUGGAUAAAUUACUAUAGUUGUAAAAGUUGCCUUUUAAGCUGUACAUGAACAACUACUGCUACUGCAUUUGAGUCUGGUUAAAGUAUUCUGUACAGUUUGUUAGAAUGUGUAUUUCACAUCCAGCUGCACCCCCACACCCAUCCACCACCACAGUGGCAUUGUUGAGGACUGAUGCUGCGCCCCAUUUACCACAGGAGUCGGAAAUCCAGUAAGGGAUGAAAAUUGGCACUGGCCUAAAGUGGGUAAAUUUUUGAAAUGGUGGGGAGAUAUAAUCAGUUCAAGGGUCAGGAGGACAGGUUUGCAAUUUAUCAAUUCACCUAUAGGGAGCAACAACGCACCUGAGCUGCAGCUACAUUGCUGCAAAAACCAUUAAUAGUAGAAGAAAUACUGAACAGUUUUAUAUACACAGUAAGUAGUUGAUAAAAACUUUUAAACAUUCUCAAAAUGAGCCAAAUAAUAUUAUGAGCUAAAGAAAGCACUAACUGAGUGUUUUUUAUGAGAAUAGCAUUGUUCCUAAUGCGAGCAGCAGGUUUUGGAUUUUUUGACCUUUCAUUAUUUGAUGCUUUUGCAGUUUUGCGCUUUGUGUAACCCAAAUUUAUUCAGACAUUUUCUAAAGCAACAGGUGCAUUGGAACUAUAUUUCCAUUUUUUUAAAGAUCUUAACUUAUACAGCAGUGAACAGUGGUUGAUAAUUUACGUUUUAAUUACCUCAUGAUAAAUCACUUCCAAACUUUUUCUACCUUCAAGGUGACAUUUAUCAUGUGCAAUUUAACAGAAAAUCUAAUUAGUUGAAAUGAUACAUUUUAUACUAUAUUAUACAAUUUAAAACUUCUGCUACACAGGUGUGCUCACUGGAAAACAGAAAAUUGGCUGAACCACAUUGUGAUUCAUUUUCAGCUUUCCACAUCUGAAAUUAGCAAUACAUUUUUUUUUCCUGAGUGAUAAUUUGUGAAAUGAGACAGUUCUGAUCCCUUUUAACCUCUCUACAAACUAUGGCUUUAGCACAAGGAUGUAAAUGCGCAAAUAUUCUGAAAGUCUAAGAAUUAAACUGUCCCUAAAAUAACUGGAGAUAAAUCAAAAGCUGGCUCAAUAAAGCAAUAGUAUAGGGUGUGCACACGGUAUUUUAUUUUUUUUAUGUUCUCUCACAUUUGUGUAUUUUUGUAUUCAAUAAUACAAAAAAAUAUACAGGUCACACUAAAUGUGGUUCAAAGUAAUGUUGUAUGAUCAUCAAACUGUUAUUCUGUUAGAGCCAAUAGGCACAAAAGGGUAUCAUAAUUAUAAUCAAGAAUAUAUGGUGUAAAUUCAGAGUCUUCUGAAAAUAUACAGUUAAAUUAAAAGCAAGAUUUGAACAUUUAUAUUGUUUAUAUUGUUAUCUCCAACAUAUAUCAAAAGUACUUACCAACAGAGAGAAAUAUACUUGUAAUGUUUUAUUACUUGGGUAUGCACUCCACCUACAUUAUCCAUAAAGUAAGUAAGUAAGUAAAAAGAGAGAAGAUGGGAACACUUGGAUAUGUUUAUGAUUGAUUCCGUGGGGCUUGUUAACUGUGAGCUUCAUGAACAUGAUACCUACUGGUAGAAGUAGGAAACAACAAUGAAUUUGCUCUCUAUUUUAUGCAUAAAACACUGCAAUAUAUUCUGUAGAAAUGUAACAUUCUGGGGGUGACUGAUCAAGUCAAAACUGAAAAAUAAAUGUUUUUCACUAAAGCUUUCCCAAUGUUUAGCAAGCAUGGCAGCCAUGUUUGUGGUGGUUGGUGUUAAUAAGAAACCCACAACUUUUCUCCUGGAUAUUCCAAGUUCAGGACUUGUCACAUUUAGUUUUUUAACUCAACAUCCAAGGAUUCCAAGUGCAAGUGGUGCGCAGCAUGACUCUCAAUGGUUUCUUUGCCAUUUGGAGCUAAUUCACAACAUUUGUGAUGGUUAACAUCGGCCAGUGUCCAUACUGAAAUGGCAUAUGGCUCUAGCCUUAUCUCUAUACACAUGUACUUGUCUUAUCUUUGCCUUUUCAAGUCUGUAAAUGUUUUAAAUGCUUUCUUAUGCAAACCAAAACUCCCAAAAUACCACAAAUGAAACAAAAAGUAACUUUUUUAUGAUAGAGCUGUUUUUUUGUUCCUGAGAUCUAUUCAUUAGCACACAAUACCAUUGACAGUUUCUAUAACAGAGCAUGGCACAAUAUUCCAAGUAUGCAGAUGAGUUGAUAUUUUUUUAAAGCCACAUAUCGCAUGACGUGGGCAUCUUUAAGUCCUCCUUUGGCUGUAAGCACUGCCUGACACAGGAUUGUCUUGGAGGCAAUGAGGAAACUUGAAUGUACUCCAUGACCAAUCUUAAUGCCAUGAUCGCUUCAUUGCAUGGAUGCUCGUCAAACAGCUCUAUCAUAAAAACGGGUUUGUGUCCAAAAACAAGAAUUCUGAUAAAUCAAUAAUGAUCAACAAUAUCAGCAAAUAUGGUUGUUUUACUCUCAGAAAUCAUGUCUUAUUUAAAUAAUGGAACACAGCUAUAUUGGCACUAUUGUCACUUUACUUUAGUAUCCAUGAAGAUAGAAAGUAAUAACAUUAGUCCGUGACAUUCUGAAUCCACAGAUGGCCUAUCUUAGGAUUUGUGUUGGAUGUUGAAGGACAAAACACCAGGUUUGUGACAGUUUUACUGGCAUAGAGACAAUCUGAGCUAUCCAUUCCUCUGUGCCAGUAAUGUGCCAGGCAGUGCUGAAGCCAACGGAGGACUCCACAAAGACCCACUGCUGCGAAAAGAGGCUUCUAGUUUUGCUUUCUUACUGUCAGUAAUUCAACUCUCAAACGUCUUAAAAACAGCUUCCACCACCGUCGCAAAACAAUGUAUUUCAUGUAAAUCUGUAAAACUUAAUGUAAAGUAUUUCUUUGUAGCGUGUUCCUGUUUGACGGUACCUGUGGUGUUGAGAUGCAUUCAGCAUUGCUUGUAUUUAUUUUAUGCACUUUUUAGCACAUUCACUCAUCAAACGAUAGUCCUGAUUUGAUAUCUACGUCACUAUACGCAGAAAUAACAUUAUCGUCUUGUAUAAAUUUGAUUGUACAUAAAUUGUACAUGAUUUCAUUUUGUAUUUUCACAAAUUAAAAGCAGAUGUAUGGUGUUUUAUCGAA
Messenger RNA from Xiphophorus couchianus (Monterrey platyfish), 7902 nucleotides. Its product is annotated as calcium-activated potassium channel subunit alpha-1-like. Gene Ontology annotation, molecular function: large conductance calcium-activated potassium channel activity. The record is from RefSeq and is a predicted model, not a curated record. Lineage: Eukaryota; Metazoa; Chordata; Actinopteri; Cyprinodontiformes; Poeciliidae. Gene Ontology annotation, biological process: potassium ion transmembrane transport. The transcript has 32 exons. The coding region runs from base 660 to 4487 and encodes 1275 amino acids. Gene Ontology annotation, cellular component: postsynaptic membrane.